This is a messenger RNA of Sorex araneus (European shrew), 6505 nucleotides long. RefSeq names its product synaptonemal complex protein 2 (gene SYCP2). The coding region runs from base 277 to 4410 and encodes 1377 amino acids. The record is from RefSeq and is a predicted model, not a curated record. The transcript has 43 exons. NCBI's taxonomy places the organism in Eukaryota, Metazoa, Chordata, Mammalia, Eulipotyphla, Soricidae.
GCCGGGGCGCUCGGGUCCGCGAGGCUGAUUGGCCGCGCGCCCCCCGCGGCCCCCGCAGCCCCGCGCGCCGGCUGAGGCGCGGACACGCGGCGGCGACGGGCUCGGGCGCGGCGGCAGAUAAAUCUUUACUGAUGAAAGAAGCAAUCUGAUUUGCCUAGAAGACCAUUACUGAUAAAAGAAGUGAACUGGUUUGCUUAGAAGUCCACAGUUUGCUGACCUGGAAGGAUAAAUCUUCAGCUUGUAUUGUUUGUCCUCAUUUUAAAACAUUAAGUGAAAAUGCCAAUAAGACCAGAUCUUCAGCAGUUGGAAAAAUGCAUCGAUGAUGUUUUAAGAAAAAAUGAUUUUAAACCUUUAAAAACCCUUUUACAAAUUGAUAUUUAUGAAGAUGUGAAAAUUAAGUGCAGCAAACAAUUUUUAAACAAGUUGGAUGACCUUAUAUGCAGGGAGCUAACUAAAAAGGAUGCUCAAACUGUUUCGACCGUUUUGGUUACAAUUAGAAGAUGCAGUAAAAAUAUCAGUAUUUUGGGACAAACUGGACUUCUGACUAUGAUAAAACAAGGACUAGUUCAAAAGAUGGUUACCUGGUUUGAAAAGUCCAAGGAAUUUAUUUUGAGUCAAGAAAAUUCAAAAGAAGAAUCUGUUAUAAACAUGGUAGAAGACCUAUUUGAUCUUUUAAUGGUGGUACAUGACACCAGUGAUGAAGGUAAAAAACAAGUAGUAGAAAGCUUCAUACCUCGAAUAUGUGCCCUGAUUAUUGACUCAAGAGUUAAUAUUUGUAUUCAACAGGAGACUCUGAAGAAAAUGAAUGCUAUGCUUGAUAAAAUGCCUCAAGAUGCCAGAAAAAUACUCUUUAGUCAAGAAAUGUUAAUUCUCAUGCGUAGUUUGGGAGAAAGGAUUUUGGAUGCUGGAGAUUAUGAUUUCCAAGUUGGUAUCGUGGAGGCUUUAUGUAGAAUGACCACAGAAAAGCAGAGACAGGAGCUGGCAUGUCACUGGUUUUCAAUGGAUUUUAUUGCUAAGGCAUUUAAAGGAAUUAAAGACUCAGAAUUUGAAACAGAUUGCAGGAUAUUUCUCAACCUUGUAAAUGGCAUUCUUGGAGACAAGAGAAGGGUCUUUACAUUUCCUUGUAUAGCAACAUUUCUUGAUAAAUAUGAGCUGAAAAUGCCAUCAGAUGAAAAACUAGAGGAAUUUUGGAUAGAUUUCAAUCUUGGAAGCCAAACUCUCUCAUUCUAUAUUGCUGGAGAUGAUGAUCAUCAGUGGGAGGCAGUGACUGUCCCUGAGGAAAAAGUUCAAAUAUACACCAUUGAAGUGAAAGACUCGAAGAAACUGCUGACUAUAAGCCUGAAAAAUAUAGUAAAAAUUGGUAAAAGAGAAGGAAAACAAUUGCUUUUGUAUUUUGAUGUGUCAUUAGAAAUCAUUAGUGUGACGCAAAAAAUUUUUGGUGCCAAUAAAUAUAGGGAAUUUAGCAGAAAACAAAGCAUUUCCGUGGCUAAAACAUCUGUACAUAUAAUUUUUGAUGAAGGUGGAUCACAGAUUCUAGUGCCAGAAAGUCAAAAUUCUUCAGCUGAAGUACUCUCUAGUUUGAAAGAGAAAUCUGACUCCCUAAAGGGAAUUGCUGAGCUUCCGCAACAUACCAAAAAUAUUAAUCAAGGGGACAGAAAAAAUAAUCAGCCUGAGAUUAUCACACCUAGCAAAAGGAAAAUGUCUGAAGCAUCGAUGAUUGUUCCUGGUUCAGAUAGAUACACCGUGAGAAGUCCAAUACUUCUAAUCAACACGUCAGUAGCAAGGAAAAAAAGUAAAUCGCCACUGCCAGUGAUGAGAUCUGUAGAAAACCCUGGUGUCUCUAAAACGUUGAAAAAGAAAGUAGAUAAUGCUGUGUCAAUGAAAUCCAGAUCAUCUGAAGGAAGGAAAAGAGGCAGUCGUACAGACAAACACGUAAAACCUGCUCAAAUUGCUGAAAAACGAACCAAAAAGGAGACUGAAUUUCCAAACCAAAAUUCCAGAGAACUCCAUGAUACUGCUUCUGAUCCACAGACAGUGGUGAAAAUAGGCAACACCACUGCAGUGGAUGGAACCCCUGUCCUCACACACGCAAGGUUAUCAGGUGUGUUGAACAGCUGUGGAAAUAAAAUGAAUUCCAGAUGUGCAUGUUGGACACCCGUAACGAAUAUUAAUCUGUGUCAGAAACAAAUAAGCGUUUCAUCAGGACACAAUUACAACCAAGAAAUUGUUCUUAGCAAAGAACUUCCUAAAGAAAAAUCAUCCUCUUCAAUAUCUAAUGAUAAUUCUGAAGAGACAGGAAGAACACCAGAGAAGAAAGAAAUAAUGAAGCGCAGCAAAAGAGAUACAGCAGAAGUUUGGAAAAGAAACUGUCAGCAAGGGAUAAACCAUUCCAAGCAUUUAGAACAUAAAAAGUUUGAGAAUACCAAUCAGAGUGACUGGCAUAUUGAAUCAGAAACUACCUUUAAGUCAGUUCACUUAAAUAAAACCGUUGAAGAGUCUCUGAUCUAUAGGAAGAAAUAUAUAGUGUCAAAAGACAAGGAAGAGUCAAAAGAGAAAGGAUAUACUGAUGCAGCAGAAUCCUUGAUAAACCAGAUUAAUAAGAGAUACAAACCAAAGGAAGACAUGAAUUCUACAAGAAAAUUAAAGGAUUCCUUGGUGAAUGGUGACUUUCCUAACAAGUUGGAUCUACAGUUCAGUAAGGAAAAAGUUCAGAAAAGAGGUUAUCGACAGCUGAAGACUACUCUUGUUAAUGUUACUUCUGAAUGCCCAUUGAAUGAUGUUUACAAUUUUAAUUUGAAUGGAGCUAAUGAGCCUGUUAUAAAACUUGGGACGAAGCAUCAUAAAAAUAAAAAUCUCUUUAGUGAUACUGACACCGAAUAUAGAUGUGAUGACAGCAGGACCGAUGUCAGCUGGAUCAAAGAAACCAGAUCAAAGCCCCAGCUGGUGGACUACAGCAGGCACAAGAAGGGAAAGCCGAGGAAGAUGGGCAAAGCCAGCGAGCAGUCCCGGCAGAGAGGAUCAUCCCCAGAAAGAGAACAACCAAGAUCUAAAAUGACAGCCAAGAAAAAUAUCGCCAAACAAGUAGAUGAAACAGUUUCAGAUUGGAGAACUAGACUUCGACGGAGAGCAACAAAAACCAAGAAAAAUUACAAAGAUCUCUCAAAUUCAGAAUCAGAGAGUGAAGAAUUUUCACCUUCACUUAAAGAGAAGCUGCUAGUGAAGGAGGAUAACCUCCAUUCCAGAAGCAAUGCCACAAAGCUGCCAAAGAAACAACAGAAUGCCUUCACUGUGGAGAUACAAGAACGAUCAAAAGAAUGGGAAGACCAGGCUGUGGUCAAGGACCUUCCCGCAGAUGGUGGUCUGGGCGGGUCGCCGCCCACCGGGAGCUCCUCCUCCAUAGAAGUCAUGAGAUGUAGAGAGGAAAUAACGGAAGGGGUUUUGACUCGAGGCUAUGACCAUAUAACAGGACCCUUGCCACCUGAUCCAAAAAGGCCAUCACCAGCAUCAUUAAACAGAAAAUAUGGAGCCGGAAGUUCAAGACAGUCACCCAGAAAUUGUGAGAAGAAUUUGCUGCAUACAAGAGAAAGUUGCUCACCAAUUCCACGCUCCCUUUCUUUUGGAAGUCGCUCGCCAUCACUCUUAUCCUUAUCCAGUGAAGAGAGGGAGAAAACAGGGCAGAACGUGCCCCCAGACACCGUCCAGGUACCAGACCCUAUGCCUCUUAAUCGCAAACGAAUGUACAUAGAGGACAACCUAAGUAAUUUAAAAGAAAUAGAAGAGCAAGAGGAAGGCAGAGGACGCAUGCUUCCCCGAAAAAUGUCAAAAGCUGAAGAUCCAGAGCUUCACUCGGAACCAGGAGAUAACGUAAGUAUUCCUGAGGAGCACUCGGAAACUGAAAAUUCGAAUGUAGAAAUGAUCUAUGAGAAAGCCAAUACGGAAAUCCAGAAGAAAGUUAAGGUUAAUGAAAAACUGAUGAAGUAUUUUACUAAGGAGUCUUGGAAAACAGCCCAACAACAUGUGAAAACAGUGAAACAUCACAUUCAGGAAUACAGGAUUAAAAAACUUGAUACGUUCCAGUUCAUCAUCAUAGAAGAGCUGGAGAAAUUUGAAAGAGAUUCACAAACUCUGAAAGAUUUGGAGAAAGAAUUUGCGGACUUUUGGGAAAAGAUCUAUCAGAAAUUUGCUGGCUAUCAAAAAUGUGAACAGCAGAGGCUUCACCUUUUGAAAGCUGCUUUAGAAAAAUAUGUCUUCUACAACACUGAUUAUGAAGAAACUGUUUUCACUACUGAGAUGUCCUCAAUGAAAGAAGACAUGAAAAUGCUACAAGAGAGGCUUCUUAAGGAAAUGCAACAAGAGGAUCUUCUGAAUGUGCGCAAAGGGCUGGUGUCAUUAUUCAUGGCGUAUGAGUGAUGUUGCUGUCGUUAGCUGGAGAUGAGUCCUGAUGAGUCGCCCGACGUGUCCCGUGGGAGCUUCAGACAAUGCUGUCUCUAGAUGGGAAAGAGCAGCCAUAACAUUAGGGCUUGACGCUUUUGUAGAAGCACGUUUUUGGGAAAACAGUAAAGGAAAUGUGUUGAUUUUAUAUUUGCCUUAGACAGAUUAUAUGAGUUAACUGUAUUAACUAAGUCAAUUCCUUAAUGAACUGAUAUUAGUUUUAAAUUGAUACUGUUUGCACUGAAUUACUAGCUUAAAAUAAACUACAAGUAAAAACAAUUUAGCCACACUCGAGAAGUCUGAUUUAACCCUUUCUCCUGAGUCGAAAUCGGUGCUUGAAGUUCCUAUAGCUGCAUCGUUUUAGAAGGCCAGAGUACCCUAAAAUACUUGCUAUAUUAUCUAAUCUUCUUAAAGCAGGCUGUUUUGUUACAUACACAUUAAUAAAGUCAAAAUAAAAAUCAAUGAUUUUUUCUAUUUUGUUAACAUUGGAUUGAACCAAAUCUCCUCCAGGCCUUCCCCAGUGUACAGGCAUGAGUGGGCCCGCGUGUCUGUGUGGGGGAAGGGCUCCCAGCUGAGCGUCACCCAGCUCACAGCAUCUGCCCAGAUGGACACAUAGGCAGGAAAGAUCCGGCUUUGAGAAAUCGCAAACUGACUCCCUGUUGUCUGUGGCAUUGACAACUGGGCCUGUGGAGACAUACCCCGGCCCCCAGGCUCUGAGCCACCUGUCGCACUGGACGCCUGGCUGCACCGGUGCCGUCAGCACAAGCUCCUGCCACCUUAUUAGGACCCAGACUUAGGACCCUCUGGAGUGGCUUUCAUGUUGCUCUUUGUAAUUCCAGGCUUUCCAAGGGCAAUCCCAGCCGUUAACUCCCCACGCUGCACACUUCCGCCCUUCGUACCCAGUCUCAUCUCCUUAGCCCUGACGAAUGCUCUCCUGGCCUGUCUCUUACAUUCAUUUGGUUAAACCUGAGCAUCACCGGAGAAGAGUAGCCACUCCGCAGUCCUCGAUGUCUUGUUUAGUGCCCACGAGACACUUCCCUGCACUUCCUGGGUUCUGGUAUGCAGUCACCUCUUACGGCAGUAGUGCCAGUCCUGUUUCCGUGGACUUUCCCCCACACAUUUAUUUAUGCAGCCCAUUCCGUUGAUACAAAGUUCCCAUCUCGCUGCCCCCCAACCCCACUUGCACUGGGAACACAAGGGUCUGCAGUUCCUGUUUCAACUCACAGGCUCGCUUGCCCCUUACUCCCUUCAGUUCUGCUUCAGUCUUUACCUCUCCACUGAAGCUACUUAAGCAAAACCCUCCAGCUUCUUCUGCCUAAUCUGAUUCCUUCUUACAUUGCUUCUCAGUACCAUUUCCUGGAACUUGCUGGCGUGUCUCCAGCUGUCUUUCCUGGCUUCUCUUUCACCUUGAACUGUGGUGUCAGUCCUGCACUGUCACUCUGCCUCUGUCCACCACUCACUGGGGACCCCGUGGCAGCCACCUUUACACCACUGGCUUCCACAUGGAGAGAAAUUGUGCCCUUGACCUUGGGUCUUGGAAUGUUACAUCACCUCUUUUGAUGGAAAGUUCAAAAAGUACUUUCACUCUCAAUCCUCAAUUCCUUGAGAAUCAGAAAUUCCUAGUUUGCUUUUCCUCCAGCAAACACUGAGCAAGUUCUGCAGAUUUUAUCGCCAAGUUAAUAUUUCAGUGCUUGCCCUUCCACCUUUGUUAGUACCAGCACCGUUUCCCGUGUGGGUGACUGCGAGAGCCUGGAAAAUGACUUGUCAGCACUCAAAUUUUCCUUUGCCAACUGUUUCUUCAUGUAUCAGGGGAUUCUUGCUAACGUGUCAGUCAUACUACGCCAUUGUCUUAAAUCCUCCCGGGGGGGGCAGGGGCUGGGGGGGGGGCAGAGGGACAGUCCAUAUGGUACAUAGUCUCCCAAACAGUACUUGGAGUAGCCGCUGAGCAGGACUGGGUGUCACCCAGUGCUCCCCAGACCCCUCCAGAAAAAUCACCAGUGACAGCAUACACUUCAGUGGGUCCAAGAGUCAGCCACAGGGGAGAUAGGAGAGACGGAACAGAGGCCAACAGGAA